AUGAGACUAUAUGGUAUUAAAUAAGAGGAACAAACAAACCAAGCACCUGUCAGCAUUCCAAGACCACUUCCUUUCUGUACUAAUUAUAAGUAUCUUCUAUUAGUUUAGACUAACGAAAAUUUGAUUUCAAUUUAAAAACAGUGGACUGUAAUUCAAAAAUUUGCAAGUGCCCUAAGCAAGUUAUAAUAAGCUUAAAACAAAAUGAAUAAUUAACCAAAAUACCCUUUUGUGUUACCACUCUCUAUGAAUGAAUUCAUGGUAAAAAUGUCGAGUUAUCUAAGGUUCAUUUGGGGUCCAACAAAGUAGAAAUAAGAAUGUAGAAUGAGAUACCCCCGUUCUAUCCCCAUUUUCAGCCUGUUCAAUACUGUUGUCCUCCUCAGGUGAGCUCACCUACUCCAACAAUCAGACUUCCGAUACACAAGAAGCGGGAAGUGAAUGUCUUGCAAGACUAGAAGGAUACAAAGAACAUUCCGAAGAAUUAUUGCAAGAGCAUCAUAACUUUUGCUUGUAAGAAUCAAAAUCUUUGUCUUUAAAUUCUAAAAGACUAGUUGAAAGUGAUAAAAUUCUUGGAAAAGAUUACUGUCUACAAAAAAUAACUGUUAAACAUAAGGAUUUUCAGCAGCCUUUUACAACAUUCUGAUGACCCUGAAGAGGAGGAGUUUAGAAAGGCUUUCAGAAUAAUAAGGUAAAUUCAAUAGUAUAUAAAAUAGUCGGAUAUUUAUCAAGAAGUAUGCCAUAAACUAUAUUUUUAACUCCAAGAUUGUGUAGCAUAACUGGCACAUGAGAUAUAGAUCAUAGAUAUAUAAAGGAGUAAAAAGCCCAAAUAAUUUUUCACACAUUAAAAACUUAUGA
Molecule: messenger RNA, 852 nt
Organism: Paramecium octaurelia
Lineage: Eukaryota; Ciliophora; Oligohymenophorea; Peniculida; Parameciidae
Source: the annotation of a GenBank genome assembly